UUCAGUGGGGACAGCUAUGCCCCCUGUCUCUGUCUGACCCCUCUUCUAGAUGCAUUCAGUCACAAUAAAAAACAACGCCUGCAGCCUGGCCGGAUGAAAAUGACGGUCUACUGGAAUUGGAGUAUUCUGACUGACUGCUAAAACUCUUACACUGUCACAUGGGGAUUAUUUUUUUUAAUUCAUAUUAUCUUAUUUUUUUCUGAGUUAUCGCUGCCUAUUAGACAUUUGAUCCAAAUGGAUCUGAAAAUAAAACACAGUCUGGGUCUUCUGGACCAGCUGAGGAAGAUGAGGGAGACCGAGAAGCUGACAGACGUGGUUCUGGUGGCGGAGGGCUCAAGCUUCCCCUGUCACCGCGUGGUCCUGUCAGCCUUCAGCCCUUACUUUCGGGUCAUGUUCACCUGUGGCCUGAGGGAGUGCAGUACCAGGGAGGUAUUCCUGCGUGACACACCAGCCGACAGCCUGGCUCUGCUGCUGAACUACAUGUACGGCUCCAGUCUCCCGCUCAACAACACCAAUGUACAGGGGGUCUCUGUCGCCGCCUUUCUUCUGCAAAUGGAUGAGGUGUUCAACCGCUGCCAGAACCACAUGAAGGAGAACAUGGACUCGUCCAACUGUCUCGGGGUGUACUACUACGCCCGUGAUCUCGGUGCGGAGGAGCUGGCAGACUACGCCCAGCGAUACCUGCGGACGCACUUUGUACAGGUGUGCAUGAGCGAGGAGAUUCUGGAACUUGAGGCCCACCAGCUGGGGGUGCUGUUGAGCUCGGACAACCUCAACGUGUCACGGGAGGAGACCAUCCUGGACGUGGUGCUGCGCUGGGUCAAGCGGGACAACGGGGUGGAGGACGGCCGGAGAAGACACCUGGCUGAACUCUUGAGGAAGGUGCGCCUUGCCUUGGUCGCCCCCGAUUACCUGAAGGAGGCCAUGAGGAGGAAUAUGUCCCUGUUAGUGGAUACAGGGUGUCUAGAGAUCAUGGAGGAGGCAACAGGGAUGCACCAGGUCGCCGUUCCACGUAAACUGAAGCUCCGCUAUGGGAUGGAGACCACGGAUCUGCUGCUCUGCAUCGGCAAUGAGGGCGGGGGGUUUCGGUCGCGGUACGGAAAUUACUCAGAGCGCAGCUUCUGCUACGCCCCGGCCACCGGCCGCACCCACUACAUCACGUCUCCGCGCUACGGAGACAUUCUCGGAUACGUUUGUGCGGGGGUCGUCACUGAGGGCAACGAGAUCGUGGUGGCCGGUGAGGCAGGGGUGAGGAAAAUGGCCAGGCAGACGGAAAGAAACGUGGAAAUAUUCAGGUACAGGGUGGAGGCCCAGGGGACCUGGGAGCACCUGACCUCAGCGGAGUACAGAGAUUCUUAUGCUGUGGGUGCGCUGGGCGAUACCAUUUACCUGCUGGGAGGCCAGAUGAAGCUGAAGAACCAGUACCUCAUCACCAACUGUGUGGAGCGUUGGUCCCUGAAGGGUGGGCCGUGGCGUAACGCCGCCCCACUACCCCUGCCGUUAGCCUAUCAUGCCGUUGUCCCUCUGAAGGACCGUCUCUACGUCCUCGGGGGUCGAACUCCACAGUGCUGGAGGACGGACGAUGAGCCGGAUCGCUUGAGCAACCGUCUGCUGGAGUACAACCCUGAGACAAACAAGUGGACAGAGCUGGCUCCCAUGGAGUUCUCCAAGUAUCGAUUUAGCGCUGUGGCGCUCAAUGGCGAAAUCUACGUAAUGGGUGGCAUUGGCUGUGAGGGGUUUGAUCGUGGCCAGUCCCGUCAUUGUCUUGAUGCUGUGGAGAUCUACAACCCUGAUGCUAAUGCCUGGCGGAGAGGGCCCAGACUCCCCUUUCCACAGCUAUCCCUACGCAGCAACUCGUCCAACGCUGGAGUAGUAGGGGGCAAGAUAUAUGUGUGUGGAUACUACAAAGGAGCUGAUCGUCAUGAAGAUAUAAUCAAGGACAUCCUGGAAUUCGACCCCUGGGAAAAUCGAUGGACUGUGGCGGCCAGUCGCGUUCUGAUGCAUAACUCCUAUGAUGUCUGCUUGGUGGCCAGCCUAAAUCCCCUGGAGCUAAUGUCUCCCCCUGCAGACCUGGCAACGCAGUGACAAGCAACAGCUCCUGAGGAGCCCUUCUCAGCUAAAAAUAGAUUGAGCAAAAAGACCGUGCCCUGCAGUGGGCCAGUAGUCAAAGAUCUGUAAUGCUGUCUGGACCUGGUGGUGCAUGUUGGCGCUAAGAGGCUUACAACCCUGUGUUUAAAACCCUGACCUGAGAGGCGCACUGCACAAAACAACUCUGCACUUGAACUGUAUAUGCCCUACUUAGUUGCACAUCUCGUCAAUAGGCAAUAUACUUUAAUAUGACAUAUAGCUUGUAAAUAUGAAUUUUAGGAAUUUGUUUUCUAUUGUUAUAAAAUGCCUCUAGAAUAUAUCAAAAUAAAAGUAUUGACAAUUUCUUUA
Molecule: messenger RNA, 2436 nt
Organism: Esox lucius (northern pike)
Lineage: Eukaryota; Metazoa; Chordata; Actinopteri; Esociformes; Esocidae
Gene: kbtbd12
Product: kelch repeat and BTB (POZ) domain containing 12
Exons: 6
Coding region: 235-2085 (616 amino acids)
Molecular function (GO): protein binding
Source: RefSeq, a predicted model, not a curated record